This is a messenger RNA of Mytilus californianus (California mussel), 2685 nucleotides long. Its product is annotated as SWI/SNF-related matrix-associated actin-dependent regulator of chromatin subfamily E member 1-like. The record is from RefSeq and is a predicted model, not a curated record. Lineage: Eukaryota; Metazoa; Mollusca; Bivalvia; Mytilida; Mytilidae. Gene Ontology annotation, cellular component: SWI/SNF complex. Gene Ontology annotation, molecular function: nucleosomal DNA binding; nuclear receptor binding. The coding region runs from base 76 to 2076 and encodes 666 amino acids. The transcript is spliced from 17 exons. Gene Ontology annotation, biological process: negative regulation of DNA-templated transcription.
GAGAUUUAACGAGAUUUUAUUUUCUUUUGUCAAUGCCGAAAAAGUAAAAAAUAAAAAGAACUUGUAUAGAUAGAGAUGGCAUUACCUAGUAUAAGAACUCACACACAAGAGCGACCAGUUACACCUCAAAGAGGCAGAUCUUUUGGAUCAAAUACUGGUAGUCCAUUCAUAACAACUCCUCAUGGCAAUCCAAACUUUAACCCUACCAAAGUCAGAGGCGGAGGAUCAGACAGCCGAGCACCAAAAGCACCGAAGGCACCAGACAAGCCACUAAUGCCUUACAUGAGAUAUAGCAGGAAGAUAUGGGAUAGUGUGAAGAAUUCUAAUCCAGAUUUGAAGCUAUGGGAGAUAGGCAAGAUAAUUGGACAGAUGUGGAGAGAUUUGGAUGAAUCUCAGAAACAGGAAUUUAUGGACGAAUAUGAAUCAGAAAAGGCUCAAUACAAUGAAGCAAUGAAACUUUAUCAUAAUUCUUCAGCAUACCAAGCAUGGGUUGCAGCUAAAGGAAAAGCUGCAGCAGAGGCUGCUAUGGAAGAAGAACAACAGAAGCAAAGAGAACAAAGAACACCUAGGGGUCAACAAGCAGCUAAAAUGGAGGCCCAAGGGAGAAUAAGUAUACAGCAAGCUGAUGAGGAUGAAGAUCCAGAUGAUGGAUUUUCAGUGAAACAUAUAGCCCAUGCAAGAUAUCUACGUAAUCAUAGACUAAUAAAUGACAUAUUCAGUGAAACAGUAGUUCCAGAUAUAAGGACAGUGGUUACAACAGGGAGAAUGGGAGUGCUAAAACGUCAAGUGCAAUCAUUAACCAUGCAUCAGAAAAAAUUAGAAAAUGAAUUACAAACAAUUGAAGAAAAGCAUGAAGCAAAGAAAAAGAGAUUUUCUGAGGCUAGUGAACAAUUUCAAGAAGAAUUGAAAAAGCUGUGUGAAAAUAAACCACAGAUUAGUGACGAGAUGUUCAAUACAAUGAUGGUCAAAGCCAAAGAGGAACUGAAGCAAAGACACAUACAGUAUUUACAACAGCAAGAAGAAGAGAAAAAAAAGCAAGCAGAGCUAGCAGAAAAAAGAAAGAAAGAAGAGGAGGAGCGAAUUAAACGAGAAGAAGAAGAAAGAUUAAAAAGAGAGGAAGAAGAAAGGCAGCAUCAGCUAGAAAAUCCUGUACCACCACCACCUAUUGUUUCAGAGGGACAAGUUAUGCCUAUUUUGCCACAAGUUAUGAACCAGGGUGUAAUGCCACCACAGCCACCAGUUGCAAACCAGAAUAUGGUGCCAAAUCAGCAAAUGAUGAAUUCACCAAAUGCAGUGCCACAACAGCCACAAAUAAUGCCCAUGCCAAAUGUGGUGCCUCAACAGAACAUGUUGCAGCCACAACAAAUCAUGCAGAACCAGAAUAUGAUGCCACAGAAUGUUAUGCCACAACAGAACAUGAUACAGCCACAAACUGUUAUACAGCCACAGCCUAUGAUGCCACAGGAUCCUUCAAUGGAACAGGCAAACCAACAACAAAUGAUGGAAAUGGGUAGUAUUGAUUCUCCAGAUUCUCAAAAAACAGAGGAUUUAUCUCAGGAUGGCAUGGCUGUAGGUAUGGAAGGUGCUGGUGAUGAAUCCUUUAAUUCUAUGUCACCUGAUGACUCAGCCAAGUCAUCACCAGAUGGCAUGUCUCCAGAUAAAAGUAUGAUGUCAGAUAGUCAAGAAUCACAAGAGGACAAUUCUCCACAAAAGAAGAGCAAAAAGCCAGCCCACAGAAAGAAAAAGAAGGGGGAUGACAGGAAAGAAAGUCCCCGUCGGUACCCUUGUGAUAUCUGUGGUAAGGCGUUCAAACACAAGCACCAUAUGACGGAACACAAGCGCCUCCAUACUGGAGAGAAACCCUUCCAGUGUAAACGGUGCCUCAAACGCUUCUCUCACUCCGGAUCUUACAGCCAACACAUGAACCACCGCUUAUGUAAAACCUCUGGCGGUAACGGUGGUGACGAGAUUAAAGCCUCUAAAGAGGAUGACAUGGAUAAAGAAGACGGUUCUAUUGUGGAAUCAGAGGAGGAGGAUCUUGGUGAAAGCAUAGAAUUGUCAGAAAAAGACAUUUAGGGCACAUGUACAUUAUCAUUGUUGUAGUAUGUGUAUAAGUAACGUGAACCUAGUGAAAUGUGACCUUUUUUUGUUAAAUGUUUAAAGUUGAAUAUGCUUCCUCUUAGAAAUAAUUGGUUUCUUAAUCUAGGUUUUGUUUUAGAUACAGAUGACAGUUUUCUUUAAAAAAAUGCUUAUUUCAAUAAAUGAGCUAUUUUCCAUCCCUGCAUUCCACCAACAAAAAAAUAUAAUUGGUUGUGAAUUUUUGUUUGACAUAUAUUCAUCCUUGCUAUAGAAUGAAAGUGUGUGUUUUUCAUCAGAUACCUCUAGUCCGACAUUGUCAUUCACAUGAUUAUCAUUGUAUGGUGCUUCAUUUAUUCAUGUUUACCAAAUUACAGACCAUAGCAAAUUUAGAUUAAAGAUAAUGACUUAAAAACAUAUUGUUUAUAGAGAUAAUGAAAACCAGAUUUAAAAGUAAGAAGAAAAGAUAAGGGCAAACAUCCAAGUACUUUAAAGGCAUAUUUCCAUUUGAUUGUAUAUUUGAAAUGGCAAACAGAUCUGUGUUGAUUAUUUUUGUAUGAAAUCUAUUGUAUGCUUGCUUAGGAAGCAAUAAAAUAAUGCAAGAAACAG